CAACUCAAAGAAACCUGUGACACAUGCAAAGAUCGAGGUAGGGAGUCAUCACCGUCCAAUUCAUUUCCUGCGAAGAGGGCAUUGUGCUUUGUAUGUCCCAUGGACUGCGAGGGAAACAGCCAGAGGGUCUGCGUAUAGGUUCUGCUACUCUCUGCCUUCUCUCGCCAGGGUGCAUCAAUUCUUUUCUUUCCGGUCACUCUCCGCCUUCGGCGUGCAGCAAAGAUGCCGCCGGCCUCUGCACGCCUCACAACCGGCCUCUGCCGGAGGGCAGCGGCAGCCCCCGCGCCAACUCCAACAAUAGUACGAUUCCAACACGCACGCGGCAUAAGAUGUCUGUCUUCGGCGCCCGUCGGCCGGUUACGGCGUCCUGAAUCAGUCCGACCGACGUGCGCCAAUUCCUGCCCUCCUGUGCGAACACCCCAGAGGUGCCUGUCCACCACGCCCGCCCAGCGCUAUGCCGACGCCGAUGACUCCUUCGACCCGGCGACCAUCGAGCGCGAGAGCGACCAAGUCGACGUGUGCAUCAUCGGCGGCGGGCCCGCGGGCCUGUCAGCCGCCAUCCGGUUCAAACAGCUGGCCAACGAGGCGGGCAAUGACGACUUCAGGGUGCUGCUGCUUGAGAAGGCCGGUGAGCUUGGCGCGCAUAUCCUCUCGGGCGCGGUGAUCGAGCCCACGGCCAUCGACGAGCUCAUCCCCGACUGGCUCGCCGAGGACAACGACAGUCGCUUCACCGGCGCGACGCCCGCGGGCAGCGACAAGAUGCGCUUCCUGACCAAGACUAUGUCGAUUCCCGUGCCGGCACCCCCGCAGAUGAACAACCACGGAAACUACAUCAUCAGUCUAAACGAGUUUACAAAAUGGCUCGGCGAGCGCGCCGAGGAGGUCGGCGUUGAGGUGUACCCCGGGUUCGCCGCCAGCGAGGUGCUCUUCGCGCCCGACGGCAGCGUCAAGGGUGUGGCGACCAACGACUUGGGCAUUGGACGGAACGGAAAGCCCAAGAAUACAUUUGAGCGGGGCAUGGAGUUCCACGCGCGCGUUACGCUCUUUGGCGAGGGCUGCCACGGCAGCUUGAGCAAGCAGGUCAUCAAGAAGUUUGACCUGCGCCGAGACAGCCAGCCGCAGACGUACGCGCUAGGCAUCAAGGAGGUGUGGGAGGUGCAGCCUGAGAAGUUCAAGAAGGGCGAGAUUACGCACUCGAUGGGCUGGCCGCUGCCCUACGACACGUAUGGCGGCGCCUGGAUGUAUCAUUUUGGUGACAACCUAGUGAGCAUCGGCCAGGUCGUCGCGUUGGACUACUCUAACCCGUGGUUAUCCCCCUACGGCGAGUUCCAAAAGCUCAAGCAACACCCGCUAUACCGCGAAGUGCUCGAAGGCGGCAAAUGUAUUUCGUACGGCGCGCGCGCCCUCGUCGAGGGCGGGUUUCAGUCCAUUCCCAAGGUCGCCUUCCCCGGCGGUGCGUUGAUCGGCGACUCGGCCGGUCUGGUCAACGUGCCCAAGAUCAAGGGUACGCACAACGCCAUGAAAUCGGGCAUGCUGGCGGCUGAGGCGGCCUGGAACGCGCUCAAGGAGAGCAGCAACGAGGGCUCCGUCUUCCUAUAUGAGUACGAGGACUCGCUGCGCAAGUCGUUCAUCUGGAAGGAGCUCAAGGAAGUGCGCAACAUGCGGCCCUCGUUCCACACUCCCCUAGGCCUCUACGGCGGCAUGCUAUAUUCCGGGCUCGAGGCCUUCGUGCUCAAGGGACGGGCGCCCUGGACGCUGCGGCACGGGCCGCCCGACCACGUGGCCACCAAGCCCGCCGACCAGUGCACCAAGCUCGAGUACCCCAAGCCCGACGGCAAGCUCACGUUCGACAUCCUCACGAGCGUCUCGCGCACGGGGACCAACCACGAAGAGGACCAGCCGGUGCAUUUGCAGGUCAAGGACUGGGACAAGCACACGGCCGAAACGUACCCGGCCUUCCAAGGGCUCGAGAACCGUUUCUGCCCGGCGGGCGUGUACGAGUACGUUGAAGAUGCGUCAAAGCCGGAGGGCGUGCGGUUCCAAAUCAAUGCGCAAAAUUGCAUCCACUGCAAGACGUGCGACAUCAAGGCGCCCCAUCAGGACAUCAACUGGCAGGUGCCCCAGGGCGGCGAGGGUCCCAAGUAUUACAUGACAUGAUCCUGGAUAGAGGCGGAUGGUGCUGCAGCAUCAAUGCAGAGGGUGGCAUGAUUCUGCUUUGAGGGAUACGGUGACUGGACACAAGCUCUAGGGGUUUAUGGAUGUGCCGUUUUCCCUUAACCUCGUUUUUUGACGAUAGCGGGAAGUGUUCGAUCUUUCGAAACCCUUUCUCGUCGAAGGAAAACGUGUCAGAAGUUUAUGGGGGCGAGAACACAACGUCAAGUGUUAGCGGUGUUUGUCUAAAAACAUGAGAAGGGGCAUGGCAAAGAAAUGUAUUGAGCUCCCAAAUUAGUAUGCUGUAUAUAGCGACAAAUCAAUGUCUAUAGGCAUGAAACUGCUGAG
Messenger RNA from Parathielavia appendiculata, 2499 nucleotides. RefSeq lists its product as uncharacterized. Bases 223 to 2157 code for a protein of 644 amino acids. The record is from RefSeq and is a predicted model, not a curated record. The transcript has 2 exons. Gene Ontology annotation, cellular component: mitochondrial inner membrane. Gene Ontology annotation, biological process: electron transport chain. Lineage: Eukaryota; Fungi; Ascomycota; Sordariomycetes; Sordariales; Chaetomiaceae. Gene Ontology annotation, molecular function: iron-sulfur cluster binding; electron-transferring-flavoprotein dehydrogenase activity.